UUGCUUUGAGUACUUUGAAGCUGAGAGGAACUAGACACGGUCUGGGCUGUUUGUUUGCACUUUGCCGUGCUUUCUGUUGACUUCACGUCGUUGUGAGCCCAGCAUUUCUCUCUGUCAUGGCGCAAGACAAUCUGUCCCUGGUGCUGCACGCUAAAGGAGACCUGCGGCUGGAAAAUCGCCCUAUCCCGGAACCAGGACCUAAUGAGGUUUUGCUGCAGAUGCACUCUGUGGGAAUCUGUGGCUCGGAUGUGCACUAUUGGCAGAAUGGCCGGAUAGGGGACUUUGUGCUCAAAAAACCCAUGGUGCUGGGGCACGAGGCCUCAGGGAGAGUGGCGAAGGUUGGCUCAGAGGUCAAGCACCUUAAAGUGGGUGACAGAGUGGCUAUUGAGCCUGGUGUGCCCCGUGAGAUGGACGAGUUCUUCAAAACUGGACGCUAUAAUUUAUCUCCCACUAUCUUCUUCUGUGCCACACCCCCUGACGAUGGAAACCUCUGUCGCUAUUACACGCACAGUGCCAACUUCUGUUACAAGUUGCCUGAUAAUGUCACAUUUGAGGAGGGAGCACUCAUUGAGCCUUUGUCUGUGGGAAUCCAUGCCUGCCGAAGGGCUGGAGUGACCCUUGGUAGCACUGUGUUCGUCUGUGGUGCAGGACCCAUCGGGUUGGUCUGUCUGCUUGCAGCCAAGGCAAUGGGGGCCUCGCAGGUCGUCAUAUCUGAUCUGUCUGAGGAGCGUCUGUUGAUGGCUAAAGACCUGGGUGCAGACUUCCUGCUGACUGUGAAGAGAGGAGAUGGAGCCCAGCAGCUGGCAAAGAGUGUAGAGGAAAUGUUGGGGGCGCAGCCUCACAUUACCAUUGAAUGCACCGGUGUUGAGAGCUGCAUCCAAACUGCCAUCUAUGCAACCCGUUCUGGAGGUGUCGUGGUGCUGGUGGGUCUUGGCUCAGAGCUGGCUACAGUUCCUCUGAUCAAUGCCGCUGUAAGAGAAGUAGACAUCAGAGGAGUUUUCCGCUACUGCAAUACCUGGCCAAUGGCGAUUGCCAUGUUGGCGUCAGGUAAAGUGAAUGUCAAGCCCCUUGUGACCCAUCGUUUCCCUCUGGAGCAGGCAGUCCAAGCCUUUGAGACCACACGUCAGGGUCUUGGAAUAAAGGUUAUGUUAAAGUGUGACAAAAAUGACCAAAACCCCUGAACGGAUCAACUGACAGCGGCUCUGCAUGACUAUCACAAAUUGGACAUUGACCUGAACAAAGAUAACAGAGCUAGUUCAAAACAAUCCCUCAACUUGACCACACUGUGAAAGAAGUGACUGCUGCACUGCUUGCAGGGCACACAUGUAAUUAGAAUUAUUAAAGGAUUUCAUAGUGCCUAAUGAUUCUAAUACUAAAACAUAAUACUUGUAUGACUGUAUGUAAUGUGCAAUUUUCUGGUAUCUGUAAGUU
This is a messenger RNA of Pelmatolapia mariae (spotted tilapia), 1431 nucleotides long. It is a transcript of the gene sord, whose product is annotated as sorbitol dehydrogenase. The transcript has 9 exons. Bases 117 to 1181 code for a protein of 354 amino acids. Gene Ontology annotation, molecular function: L-iditol 2-dehydrogenase (NAD+) activity; zinc ion binding. Gene Ontology annotation, biological process: D-sorbitol catabolic process. NCBI's taxonomy places the organism in Eukaryota, Metazoa, Chordata, Actinopteri, Cichliformes, Cichlidae. The record is from RefSeq and is a predicted model, not a curated record.